Messenger RNA from Mauremys mutica (yellowpond turtle), 2749 nucleotides. RefSeq names its product zinc finger protein 501-like. Bases 319 to 1530 code for a protein of 403 amino acids. Gene Ontology annotation, molecular function: DNA-binding transcription factor activity, RNA polymerase II-specific; RNA polymerase II cis-regulatory region sequence-specific DNA binding. Gene Ontology annotation, biological process: regulation of transcription by RNA polymerase II. Lineage: Eukaryota; Metazoa; Chordata; Testudines; Geoemydidae. The transcript has 5 exons. The record is from RefSeq and is a predicted model, not a curated record.
GGCCGGGGGGGGGGUUCUCCAGCUGGGCCCCGCCCCCCGGGCAGCCCCGGGCCGGAGACCGCAGGAUAUUGGGGUUGAGCUUCCUGGGUGAGACGCUGCUACCUGCAUUGUGAUCUGGGAGCCCAGACUGAGCAGCUGCUGCUCCCCCGGUGGGGUCUGGGCUCGGGAGUGACUUGGAGUGAAGCUUCCUCUGUGCCCAGGCAAGGCCUAGAGAUUGGAAGCAAUCGAUGGUGAGUUGUGUGAAGCGGAGGGCUUUGUCGAACGUGGAGGCCUUGAGAAGGCAAUCGUCGAGGGUUUCCAGUUUCCAAACUGGAUGUGAUGUCACAUCUGGAACGAGAGGAAGAGUUGUGGAUCCCAGACCUCCAGGGCUCUGAGAAAGAAGUGCUCCCAAGAGCUGCCUGCACAGGGAGUGACCUACGUCUGGAUUCUCUCUGUCACCCAUCAGGUGAUGAGAUGGUGAGUGAGAAUGAGGAGGAGAAACCCCGGCAGCAGGAUGCUGAGCAAGUAGAACCACCUGGGACAUUAUCAGGAAGAUCCAAAGGGAAUGUUUCUGGGAGUUGUGCACUCCCAGAAAAAUCAAAAGCCUGUAAGACUCGGCCGAUGCCAGAGGAAAACAUGAGUAGCCACUCAGACCUUAUUACUCAUGAGAGCAUCAACGUGGAAGAGACACACUACACAUGCCAUGAGUGUGGGAAAAGCUUCAAUGGGAGCUCAGACCUUUUCACACAUCAGAGAAUCCAUAGAAGAGAGAAACCCUACAUGUGCUCUGAGUGCGGGAAAAGCUUCAGUCGGAGCUCAGCCCUUAUCACACAUUGUAGAAUCCACACAGGAGAGAAACCCUACACGUGCACUGAGUGCGGGAAGCGCUUCAGUUGGAGCUCAAACCUUUUCAAACAUCAGAGAAUCCACACAGGUGAGAAACCUUAUGGAUGCUCUGAGUGUGGGAAACACUUCACUGAUAGUUCAACCCUCAUCUCACAUCAGCAAAUCCACACAGGAGAGACGCCCUACACGUGCUCUGAGUGCGGGAAAACCUUCAAUCAGCGCUCAAACCUUAAUAGACAUCAGAAAAUCCACACAGGAGAGACACCCUACACAUGCUCCGAGUGUGGGAAAAGCUUCAAUUAUAGCUCAGACCUUAUCACACAUCAGAGAAUCCAUACAGGAGAGAUGCCCUACACGUGCUCUGAGUGUGGGAAAAGCUUCAAUCGGAACUCAAACCUUAUCACACAUUGUAGAAUCCACACAGGAGAGAUGCCCUACACCUGCUCUGAGUGUGGGAAAAGCUUUAAUCAGCAUUCACACCUUAUCAGACAUUGUGGAAUCCACACAGGAGAGACGCCCUACACAUGCUCUGAAUGUGGGAAAAGCUUCAGUCGGAGCUCACACCUUAUCACGCAUCGGAGAAUCCAUACAGGAGAGAUGCCCUACACAUGCUCUGAAUGUGGGAAAAGCUUCAAUCACAGCUCAAACCUUAUUAGACAUCAGAAAAUCCAUCUGAGAGAGAACUGUAAUAAAUGCCUUGACUAGGGCUGGCCAAAGAUUUUUUUUUUUAAUUCCAUUUGCUAAUUCGCACAUAGUGAUCUUUGCACCGUCUUCACCGUAGUGUCUCAGCUCCCCCUGAUAAGUUGCCUGCUUCUGCCUUUUGCAGCUCACCCUUCUUUGGGGUCAGUCCUGUGAUAUGUUCUAUCAACUACUUUCCUUUUGAGUCGUAGGAGUGUGUGUCCCUCCUGCCAGGAACGUUCAUCAGCCGCAGGUGGGAGCGAGAUCCCAAGAAGCUACACUGAGGCAAAAACUACCUGAGCCUUCCAUCCACUAGAGCUGUAUAUGGCGUUGGCUGCUCAAGUUAGUGAUCUUGGUGUAACAAGACAAUUAUAGUUGUUGUGCAGAUGCAGCCCAGUUGCAGUGGUUGGCAUUAGCUUCCCCCUUGACCUGACCUAAACACUUGUCAGAAAAAACGACCGGUUCCUUUUGCAAGCAUUUGCAUUGCAAGGCAGAGGCAGAAGCAGUCUUCUCUGUUUCCUCAAAAGACUGACCAAAAGGUGGUCAGAGCGGACACAUUUGACAAGGCACCACUGGAUGCUGCAUCCCUAACCUCCACUUUACCUGGCAGGUGCCUUGGCCAGCUUAGCCACGGUGCCACUCUGAGACUUUUCUCCCAACUGCUCCAUUUUUUAUUAAUGAGAAUGAAAAGGAAGGUGACAGAAGAGUAUUGCCUAUAAGGAUCUCUGUGCAUAGACAUCCCCAGCAAAUCCCAAGGAUGUGACACAGGCUCUUCUGUUGCAGCAGUUGCAGUUGAAGCAACCACUUUGCUGAUAGCAGCCUUUUCAUCAACUCCACACUUGUGAUUUGAUUCUUUUCAACGCUUCUCUCUAAAGAAGCCUUUUCCUUGGCAAUCCCAGUAAUUGCUUGAUAAGGGAGGUCUCUUCUGUUUCCUAGAAAGGCAUAGGAAAACGUGAGUGGAGGAGACUGAAAGCCAUUAGGAAACCAAGGCACCACUGGGAGUUGAACCCAGGAUCUCCUGUUUACUAGACAGGUGCUUUAGCCAGCUAAGCAAUGGUGCCUGCCUCAAAAAACUGCUUUCAGCUGUUCCACAUGAUGGUCCAGGACAACGCCUGGAAAUUCCAAAGUACAGACGUUCCCCAUUUCCCUCAAGACUUGCAGACCUUGAGGUAUCUGUCUCUCUGUGCACAGAAAGCCACAGCUGAGUUGACAGAGGGCUUCUAACAUGUGCUUCUCCCACCAGUCA